Drosophila erecta is the source of this 3348-nucleotide messenger RNA. It is a transcript of the gene su(r), whose product is annotated as dihydropyrimidine dehydrogenase [NADP(+)]. Bases 167 to 3268 code for a protein of 1033 amino acids. Gene Ontology annotation, cellular component: cytoplasm; cytosol. The record is from RefSeq and is a predicted model, not a curated record. The transcript is spliced from 5 exons. Gene Ontology annotation, biological process: thymine catabolic process; uracil catabolic process; 'de novo' pyrimidine nucleobase biosynthetic process. NCBI's taxonomy places the organism in Eukaryota, Metazoa, Arthropoda, Insecta, Diptera, Drosophilidae. Gene Ontology annotation, molecular function: uracil binding; dihydropyrimidine dehydrogenase (NADP+) activity; NADP binding.
ACGACGAUUUGGAAAUCGUUCUUCAAGAGCAUUUUCAAUUGGGCGUUGUCAGUGUGAAGACCGAUUCGAAUUUCUCGUGUGUUUUUCGCCGAACUGUUUUGCUAGUGUCAGCCGCAUAAAUUAGCUAAUAACGUUCCUGCGAUCGGUGAACAACUGUGCCAGCAAGAUGAGUCCGCCGCAACUGUUGAGCAAGGACUCCCCGGAUAUUGAGGACCUGCUUGCGCGGAAUCCUCGCGUGAAGACGCACUGCUCCGUGGUGCCCACCAAGCAGACGAAGGAGAACAAGAAGCACUGGAAGCGGAAUGCGGACCACGCCGCCCCGCCCUGCACCACGCUGGCCAACGACUUCUCGGACAUCAAGCACACCACACUGUCGGAGCGCGGAGCGCUGGAGGAGGCGGCCAGGUGCCUGAAGUGCGCGGACGCACCGUGCCAGAAGUCCUGCCCCACGCAGCUGGACAUCAAGAGCUUCAUCACGAGCAUUGCCAAUAAGAAUUUCUACGGCGCCGCCAAGGCGAUCUUCUCGGACAAUCCGCUGGGCCUGACCUGCGGCAUGGUCUGUCCCACCAGCGAUCUCUGCGUGGGCGGCUGCAAUCUGCAGGCCUCCGAGGCGGGUCCGAUCAACAUUGGCGGCCUCCAGCAGUUCGCCACCGAGGUGUUCAAGAAGAUGGGCGUCCGGCAGCGGAGGACCCCGCAGGCGGAGGCCAAUCCGUUGUCCCAAAAGAUCGCCCUCGUGGGCGGCGGCCCGGCAUCGCUGUCGUGCGCCACCUUCCUGGCCCGUCUGGGCUAUCGGGACGUGACCAUCUACGAGCGGAGAAACUAUCUGGGUGGCCUGAGUGCCGCCGAGAUUCCCCAGUAUCGUCUGCCCAUCGAUGCGGUUAACUUCGAGAUCGAUUUGGUGCGCGAUCUGGGCGUACGCAUCGAAACGGGUCGCUCGCUGGCCACCAAGGAUCUGACCAUCGAGGGCCUCCUGUCCACUGGCCAUGACGCCGUCUUUGUGGGCAUUGGACUGCCGGAACCGAAGCUGAAUCCCAUCUUCGCCGGCCUCCAGCCCAGCAAUGGCUUCUACACCUCCAAGAACUUCCUGCCCUUGGUGUCGGAUGGCUCGAAGCCGGGUCUGUGCGCCUGCAAGGCAGCCGCCGGCUUGCCCAAGCUCCAUGGCAAUGUCAUCGUGCUGGGUGCCGGCGAUACGGCCUUUGAUUGCGCCACCUCCGCGCUGCGAUGCGGUGCCCGUCGUGUGUUCGUCGUCUUCCGGAAGGGAACCUCCGGCAUCCGUGCUGUGCCCGAGGAGGUGGAGCUGGCGCGCGACGAGCGCUGCGAGCUGUUGCCGUUCCUGAGUCCGCGCAAAGUGAUCGUCAAGGAUGGCCUGAUCACCGCCAUGGAGCUCUGCCGCACGGAGCAGAACGAAAACGACGAGUGGGUGGAGGAUGAGGAGCAGACGCAGCGCCUGAAGGCGAACUUUGUGAUCUCCGCCUUUGGCUCCGGCCUGGAGGACCAGGAUGUGAGGGCGGCACUAGCGCCGCUGCAAUUCCGCGGCGAAUUGCCCGUGGUGGACAGGGUCACGAUGCAGAGCAGCGUGAAGCAGGUGUUCCUCGGCGGCGAUCUCGCCGGAGUGGCCAACACCACGGUGGAGUCGGUCAAUGACGGCAAAGUGGCCGCGUGGAGCAUUCACUGCCAAUUGCAAGGCCUGCCGCUGGACACUCCGGCUGCACUGCCGCUCUUCUACACGGACAUCGAUGCCGUGGACAUAUCGGUGGAGAUGUGCGGCAUCCGGUUCGAGAAUCCCUUCGGCCUGGCCUCCGCACCGCCCACCACCAGCACGGCCAUGAUACGGCGCGCCUUCGAGCAGGGCUGGGGCUUUGUGGUGACCAAGACCUUCGGUCUGGACAAGAAUCUGGUCACAAAUGUCUCGCCGCGCAUCGUCAGGGGCACCACGUCGGGCUACAAGUAUGGGCCGCAGCAGGGCUGCUUCCUGAACAUCGAGCUCAUCUCGGAGAAGCGGGCCGAGUACUGGCUGAAGUCGAUUGGAGAACUGAAGCGCGACUUCCCCGAGAAGAUCGUGAUAGCCAGCAUUAUGUGCGGCUUCAACGAGGACGACUGGACGGAGCUGGCCACCAAGGCGGAGCAGUCGGGUGCCGAUGCCCUCGAGCUGAAUCUUUCGUGUCCCCAUGGCAUGGGCGAGCGGGGAAUGGGCAUGGCCUGCGGCCAGGAUCCCCAGCUGGUGGAGCAGAUCUCGCGCUGGGUGCGCAAGGCGGUCAAGCUGCCCAUCUUCAUCAAACUAACGCCAAACAUUACGGACAUCGUGUCCAUUGCGGCGGCCGCGAAGCGCGGAGGAGCCGAUGGCGGAUCAGCCAUCAACACCGUCCAGGGACUAAUGGGGCUCAAGGCGGACUCCACAGCCUGGCCGGCGAUUGGCAAGGAGCAGCGCACCACCUACGGCGGCGUCUCCGGCAAUGCCACGCGUCCGAUGGCUCUGAAGGCCAUCUCCGAUAUUGCCAAUCGCUUGCCGGGAUUCCCCAUUCUCGGCAUCGGUGGCAUCGAUUCCGGCGAGGUUGCGCUGCAGUUCAUUCAUGCAGGCGCCUCUGUUCUGCAGAUCUGCUCCUCCGUACAGAACCAGGACUUCACCGUCAUCGAGGACUACUGCACGUCGCUGAAGGCUCUGCUCUACCUGAAGGCCAAUCCGCCACCAGUCGAUGGUCCCUUCUGGGAUGGCCAGUCGCCGCCCACUCCGGUCCACCAGAAGGGCAAGCCCGUUGUCCGCUUGACCGGCGAGGGCAGAGCCACGCUGGGAUUCUUUGGUCCCUACCAGCGGCAGCGGGACAUCAAGAUGGCCGAGCUGCGUAGCCAGCAGGGACCUCUUUGGGAUGCCGAACAGGUGAAGGCCUCCUGCGCUCCGCCGGCGGCUAGUGGAGCACCCAGGCCGGCACCGAGAAUCAAGGAUGUCAUCGGAGCGGCGCUGGACAAGAUCGGCUCAUACAACAAGCUGGAUAACAAACAGCAGAAGGUGGCGCUGAUCGAUGAUGACAUGUGCAUAAACUGCGGAAAGUGCUACAUGACGUGCGCCGAUUCCGGUUACCAGGCCAUCGAGUUCGACAAGGACACCCACAUUCCGCACGUGAACGACGAUUGCACGGGCUGCACGCUCUGCGUCUCCGUUUGUCCCAUCAUCGACUGCAUCACCAUGGUGCCCAAGAAGAUUCCGCACGUGAUCAAGCGGGGAGUCGAGGAGAAGACCUUCUACACCCACGCUCUCAGCCAAUGCCAGUAAAAGUCCCUAGUUCUACGCGAAAUACUGAUAGUAUAUUCCAUCUAUGUAAUUCAAUAAAGUCAAAACUUGUUUCAAAAGCA